UUAAGUAAAUGAAUAGCUCAUCAGAGUCGAAAGAGCAAGAACAAGAGCAGGUGAACUCACCAACAGGUGAGGAGCAAAUCAGCCUUGGUGGUGAAGAGGCCUCUUCAAAAUCGAACAAGAUAUGCUCAAAGGAUUAUAGAACUGAUUUUAUUAAGGACAAAACUUUGUCAACAAAGAUUAUUGACAGCAUUAUCAGUGUGCACCUUGGUGAGCCUGAUAUAAAAGACGAAGCAAGCACUUAUAUGAUUGAAAUGCAACAAAAUAAAGACGAAAUUCUGAAAAUUGCAAAGAAAAGCACCAAAUUAAGUCUUCCUUGCUGCGAAAAUCUUGACUUCUGGGAUAUCCCUGCGAAGAAUAAGAAGAUUGACAGAUUUAUGAACAAAUCAUUUCCAAAUCAAGUUGAUCUCUGCAGCUUUCAACAUGCUGGCAAUGUGGCAGUCCCAAUAAAAUUCUACUUGCGUACAAUAUGUACGCUCUCGACUAAGAGUCUCAAAUCACUUGAAAUUGGGAACUUUGAGAUCACCAAUUCACAAUUAAAGAAACUAGUUGCUUCAAUAAGACAUACUGCCUGGGUGGCCUUUUCAAGCUGUAUUCUGCUGACUGAUGAGGAACCUGAUUUACAAAAGUCUCUCAGGGGAGCCCAAAUAGAAGAACUAAACUUUAUAUUCACUGGAUCUUCUGAAUAUAGUGACUGGGGCAGAAAUCUCAAAAGAUUUCAAAAUAUCAUCUCUGCUUUAUCUAAAAGCAUUGAUGUUGAAAAGAACUUGAAAAGAUUAAUCGUAGAAGAUUGAGGAAUCUCUCAAUACAAGAUUAGAGAAAUUUUAGACCUCUUUGGACUCACAACAGUCAAGGUGUUGUUUCAUUAAAGCUAAAUCCCCAUCUUAUGUCAACAGUAAUAAUUUA
This is a messenger RNA of Moneuplotes crassus, 903 nucleotides long. The record is from the annotation of a GenBank genome assembly. Lineage: Eukaryota; Ciliophora; Spirotrichea; Euplotida; Euplotidae.